Molecule: messenger RNA, 2191 nt
Organism: Schistocerca gregaria
Lineage: Eukaryota; Metazoa; Arthropoda; Insecta; Orthoptera; Acrididae
Product: beta-1,4-glucuronyltransferase 1-like
Exons: 7
Coding region: 93-1721 (542 amino acids)
Molecular function (GO): glucuronosyltransferase activity
Source: RefSeq, a predicted model, not a curated record
ACCUCGAUUUCUACACUGGGAACACCUACAAACCAGUUGUGUAUCGCCAUCUACGGUACUUGUCUGUACACUUUAGCUCUUCGCACAUCAGAAUGCGCAGAAAUGGCGGCAGAGUGAUUCGUGCCACUUGCUGCGUCGUCAUCGUGUGCAUCACACUGGAGCUAUACCUGCUGCUGCCCGCCUCUCUGGUCUGCCUUUCACCUAAAUCGGAACACGACCGUCGCCUCAAAGCAACACCGACUCAAAGGAAGGCCUCGGCGCUUGUUGGUGACGUCAUGUCAACUAGGCACGGCGAACGCCAGGUAUCGGCACCGGAGAAGUACCGCGUGCGGCAGUUCGUGUCGGUGGGCGACCGCUGGCAGCAGCUGGCUGCGUCAGCGGGGGACUGGGCCACGUGCCUGGCGCUGCACGCGUCGCUGUCGCACGUGCACCACGUGGGGCGCCAGGCCCGCUUCUGGAGUGGGCCCCUCUCCGUCGCGCUCUUCGCCGCCGGGGACGACGUCCGCCUGCUGCUCGCCUACGUCACGUUCCUCAGGCGCUGUAGGCAACACGUGCGGGACCGGGUGAGUUUCCACUUGCUGUGGCCUUCGGAGCAGCCACCCAACGAUACUGUUGCCGAGGAGUGGGACAAGCUGGAGGGAGCGGACUGCGGGCAGGAUGAAGAGCAGGUGUUGCAGCGACUUCUGCAGCUCCAGGCGCACCCUGUGGGGGAGCAGCUGUCGUACCCGCAGAACCUGGCCAGGAACACGGCCAGGCUCGCCUGCCCCACCAGGCUCACGCUCUGCCCAGACGCUGACAUGCUGUCCCCUGCAGGCUUCGAUGUCCACGCUGCACUCGCGGAGCUGUUCAGCCGCCAGCCACCCUGUACCAGGUGCGCGUACGUGCUGCCGGUAUUCGAGAUGGACUCGAGGCAGAAGCACGUGCCGAGGGACAAGACUGAGCUGCGGCAACUGGCGCUGAGCCAGCAGGUCCGCCCCUACCACUGGACAGUGUACAGGCGCAACCAGAGGUGCGUGCAGCCCGCACGCUGGCUCUUCCACGAAUCGAAUGCCUCUCAGCUUAACAUCGCAUACGAGAUGCCGUACGAGUGGAAGGCCGAACCAGUAUUUGUCGCAACCAGCGAAGAUCUUCCCCUCUUCGAUGAGACGUUCGUCGGCUACGGAUUCACCAGAAACACACAGGCCUACGAGAUGUUCGCUUCUGGUUGGCGGUUCUUCGUCCUCGACAACGCCUUCCUGGUACACUUCGGCUUCCAGUCCACGAAGCAGCGGCCGAAAUGGCGACAGAGGCAGAUGGCAGACAACUACGGCCUGCUGAGGAAGUGGGCGCACCGCGUCGCCGUCCAUGGCGGCUCAGACCCUCUCCGUCUGGCUCGCAGUAACAGAGAACGAGUGACGAGUACGACGCGACCGAAGUACCUGUGUUGUGGCGGGGGAGAAGUCUGCUGUAACGGCGGCGCCUUCAUUCGUAAAGUACGCGACCCGAACAUGAGGCACGUGCCCGCCGUGUCUCCGGUCUACAUGAAGUACGUCGCUGUCCGCCACUUCUCAGCGUCUGGUGACCCUUUCUACGAUGUUAACUGGAAGGCUCAGAAGAGUCCUCCCUGCUCGGCGUCGCAUCGUCAGUCGCGCACGUCGCAGACGCUACAGCCGUGCUCUGAGUGCGGCAGCGAGCGUGCGAGAAGGCGAUGCCCGCUUUGUGCUGCGUCGUGUUGGGCGUAAGGCAAAUGUGGCCAGGUGGCUGUCGUGUGUCAACAGGCGGCCUGCCAGCAGCAGGAAGGGCAGCACUGUGGCCCACUCCAUCACGGCUGCAGCGCCGGUAGUUUUCCUGCUGCCACGGAAACUCACUUUGGGCAGGCUGUGGAAUCAAGACGGACGAUGGCGCUGCCGUGUAUUAACCUAGGAGAACACACACUGCCAGCCUCCACUGCAACGGUUUCGGCAGCCAAUCCUAUUGUAACGGUAUUUUUAAAUUGUUAUUUGCUUGUUGUUGUUUUGUAUGCAAAUUGCUUUCCAGUUCUUUAACUUUCGUAUGCGUCUAUGUUGUAAUGUGACCUGAACAAUGCAAGUAGUGCGUUUAAGUAAACACUAUCUGAUAAAAAGAGCCACCAAAUCCUUGUGAAACUGUACAGCUGUACGCCAUUAACUUUUACGAGAAAAUAAUUAAAACCCUAAAACAGUAUAUUAAAGAA